CCGAUCCGGAGCGUUCUUACGAGCCUGCCGACUAUCGGCUGCUCACCGACAUCUUGGGCAUUGAAGAUUAUCUCGGUGACAUGGACUUCAAGAUGGCCGGUACCAAAAAAGGCAUCACCGCGCUACAGGCCGACAUCAAGAUUCCUGGGCUUCCACUGAAGGUUGUCAUGGAGGCCAUUCAACAGGCCACAGAGGGAAAGUCUGAGAUCCUCAAGAUCAUGAACGACGUGAUCAGCAAGCCGAGGACGCAGAAGAAAGACAACUGGCCUGUCUCUGAGAGGUUGGAAGUUCCAGUUCACCAGCGGGCACGCUUCGUUGGUCUCGGAGGCCACAACCUGAAAAAGCUCACUGCUGAAACAGGUGUGCAGCUGUCAGCGAUCAACGACACAUGCUUUGAGAUGUUUGCACCAAACCAGGACGCCAUGAAUGAGGCUAAGGAGAUGGUCGAGCAGUUCCUCAAGGAAGAGCGUGAGCCAACGCUAGAGUUUGGUGCAGUGUACACAGCCAAGAUAGUCGAGAUCAGGGAGUCGGGUGUGAUGGUGACACUGUAUCCAACGAUGACACCGACGCUUCUUCACAACUCUCAACUCGACCAGAGGAAGGUUAGCCAUCCAAGUGCCUUGGGUCUCGAAGAGGGCCAGGAGAUCACCGUCAAGUACUUCGGCCGCGACCCCGUGAGCGGCAAGAUGCGGCUUUCCCGCAAGGUGCUGCAGACUCCUCCGUCCAGCGUCAUUCGAAACUUGUCCUGAGGCGAGGCUUGAUGGCCGGAAGCUGGUACAUAAUUACCCGCGCUUCCUUCAUGGCCAGCUUCGCUCAUAUUUCGGUGGAUCAGCUGCUUAUGCUGCGUACCCGUGUAAAUUAUGUCCACGGCAUCCCGAGUGGGACCUUCUGGUAUAUAGCUGUAUAUAACAUCACUGUCAUAGGAAAAAAAAGCAAAAACAAACUGUAUAGGAAAUAAAAAUUGA
Molecule: messenger RNA, 965 nt
Organism: Rhipicephalus sanguineus (brown dog tick)
Lineage: Eukaryota; Metazoa; Arthropoda; Arachnida; Ixodida; Ixodidae
Product: polyribonucleotide nucleotidyltransferase 1, mitochondrial
Exons: 9
Coding region: 81-749 (222 amino acids)
Biological process (GO): mitochondrial mRNA catabolic process; mitochondrial RNA 3'-end processing
Cellular component (GO): mitochondrion; cytosol
Molecular function (GO): RNA binding; polyribonucleotide nucleotidyltransferase activity; 3'-5'-RNA exonuclease activity
Source: RefSeq, a predicted model, not a curated record